Messenger RNA from Neofelis nebulosa (Clouded leopard), 3917 nucleotides. RefSeq names its product carboxyl-terminal PDZ ligand of neuronal nitric oxide synthase protein. The transcript has 9 exons. Gene Ontology annotation, molecular function: nitric-oxide synthase binding. Bases 1148 to 2932 code for a protein of 594 amino acids. The record is from RefSeq and is a predicted model, not a curated record. Lineage: Eukaryota; Metazoa; Chordata; Mammalia; Carnivora; Felidae.
GUGAACUUCCAAUUGACUGUAAUUGAUGUUCACAUUGGGAAGACCCAUGCGUGACUCAUCUCUUAACACACAACUCGAAGAAGAGAAGUGUUCACGGUUUUUAAAGCAAGGAGAUCAGUUGUUUGUGGGGAAGGAGAGGAAGACACAGCUUUAUACGGGAGCCCCCCCCCCCCCUUUCCGCUCUGCUCUCUGGCUCUGGAAGGGGAGCUGCGUCUCUGAGCAGACGUCUUCGGGAAGCCUGAGGAUCCUCAGAAGUGUGGGAAGGUUGAGCUGACCCCAGAGGACAUGAACACACCACGUGGGUAAACCCAGCCAACAAACGCGGGAACAGAGGAGACAGAAUUGGCAACCCGUGUGAAGCUUGGCUUUUGCACACUGACGACAGGUGACGGCUAUUUUGGAGAAGUUACCAGCGUCAGAGAGAAGUUCGCCUCGAAGCAUUUGGAGGGGUUUUGGCUAAGAGACACUGGCCUGGUUUUUUGCCUGCCUGUCAAGCACUGAACUAGAGGAAAUGAGCUUGUCGCGGUGCUGGGCAUUUAGAAAGUGCUGUCUGAUGGUUUGUGGUCGACUCGAGCAAAGCAGGGGAGAUUUUCGGGGACGGAAGAAAGAAUUUAACAGCUGUGAAAUUAACACAUCCAUUAACUGCUGAGACGGGCCGCAAGGGCGCCUUAACUCGACUUUCCAAAGAGCAAUGCGUAUGUGCCUGACUCUCACUGGAUUUUAGAACUCAGUGGAUUGCUCAUUUCUUACCCCAGGUACACCGUGGAUCAUACUAAUCACUUAGACAUUCGUAUACUUUAAUUCCUUGAAGAAACCUUAGAAAUCCGCUCCGAUGUUUGCAAAUCUCUGCCUGCGGUUGAGUAGAUGGGCUAGAUGGCUCUCGAGGUCUGUCCUGGCCCGGGAACCCCCGGCUUCCUCCAGACCGCGCUGUCGGGGCUCAGGUCUGUGAAGAUGGCCCAGCAGGGCGACACUCAGAGCGUGGACGCUGUGUCCCAGCACCUGGGGCGGCUGUGACGUAGGCAGACCAGUUCCCCGAAGAACUGUGGCACCGUUUUGUGAGCUCAUCACCGUCCCUUCGCGCCAGAUGGCGGCCCGAGGAAACGUCUGAGGGAGGCAGUCCUCACGUCAAGAACGGCUAACAUGAGGGAUGAAAAAGACAGAAACUGAAGUAACUUCUAAUGAAAGAAAACCAACUGAAGGGAUAGAGUCCUGGAAAUCCAGCGAGAGGAAAAGGAUCUUCUACGUCUCUCAUGAUUCCCAAGACCUGAAGAUCUUCAGCUAUAUCGCCCGAGAUGGUGCCAGCAAUAUCUUCAGGUGUAACGUCUUUAAAUCCAAGAAGAAGAGCCAAGCCAUGCGCAUCGUGCGGACGGUCGGGCAAGCCUUCGAGGUCUGCCACAAGCUAAGCCUGCAGCACACACACCAGAACGCAGACGGCCAGGAGGACGGUGAGGGCGAGAGGGACAGCAGCAGUUCGGGGGAGCCAGGCCGCCAGCUCACUGGAGCCGAGAGGGCCUCCACGGCCACCGCAGAGGAGACGGACAUCGACGCAGUAGAGACCCCGCUCCAGGGGAACGAUGUCCUGGAAUUCAGCCGAGGUGUGACCGACCUUGACGCCGUAGGGAAGGAAGGAGGUUCCCACGCAGACCCCAAGGCUUCUCCCCACCCCCAGGAGCCCGUGCUGGCCGCCUCGCCCAGGAUGCUCCUCCCCUCCUGCCCCUCGCAGCCCCCAGGCCUGGGCCCGGGGACGCCGCUGUCCUCCCACCACCAGAUGCAGCUCCUCCAGCAGCUCCUCCAGCAGCAGCAGCAGCAGACACAAGUGGCUGUGGCCCAGGUUCACUUGCUGAAGGACCAGCUGGCUGCCGAGGCCGCCGCGCGGCUGGAGGCCCAGGCCCGAGUGCACCAGCUCCUGCUACAGAACAAGGACAUGCUCCAGCACAUCUCCCUGCUGGUCAAGCAGGUACAGGAGCUGGAGCUGAAGCUAUCGGGACAGAGUGCGAUGGGCUCCCAGGACAGCUUGCUGGAGAUCACCUUUCGCUCCGGAGGCCUGCCGGUGCUCUGCGACCCCACCACCCCGCAGCCGGAGGACCUGCCCUCGCCGCCCCCGGGCGCGGGCCUGGCCGAGCUGACGCACCCCGCCGGCAGCCCCCUAGUGGACCACAGCAUGUUCGAGAACUUGAAUGCGGCCCUUCCUCCAAAGCUGCAGCCCGGCUGCUCCCUCCCCCACCUGUCCAGGCUGACGGCCCCCGGCUCUGCCGCCCUGGGGUCUGCGGAGCCUGGGGGGCCGGGGCUCCGGGUGGGUGGCAGCCAGCACCUCAAGAACCUGGGCAGGGCCGUGGGGGCCAAAGUUAACGACUUCCUGCGGAGAAAAGAGCCCUCGAGCCUGGACGGUGCGGGCGCCAUGGAGAUCAACAGGCCGGCGGGGGCGCGGCUGGACGGCGGGGCCGUGGAGGCUGACAGGUCAGCCCUGCAGGACGCGUUCCCUCGGCUGGACCCCCCGCCUCCCAUUACCAGGAAGCGAACCCCUCGUGCCCUGAAGACCACGCAGGACAUGCUGAUCUCGCCGCAGCCAGUCCUGAGCAGCCUGGAGUACGGGACAGAGCUGCCUCCUGGGCAGCCCCGGGAACCCCUUCCCACCGCCCAGCCCGACGUUCCCGAGGAAACGGCGGAGAGGGGCGAGGCUCUGCCCAACGGAGAGGUCUCCCUGUCAGUGCCCGACCUGAUCCACCAGAACAGCCAGGACGAACCCAAACCGAAGAUAACGGAGUGCAGAAGGGCCUCCUCCCCUGGCCUCCUCGAGAGGAACGGCCUCAAGCGCAGCCUGAGCCCCGUCCGCCUGGCCCAGCCGCCGGAGGACAGUGGCCCCCCGCCUCGGGCACGGACCUCCAGCCUUGACAAUGAGGGCCCGCACCCAGACCUGCUGUCCUUUGAGUAGGGCCCCUUCUCCCUGCCAGGCACCCCCUUCCCCUCUGCCGUCUCUGUCCCUGGUGCCCCUUGGCCCUUGCCCCCGCUCCGCGUGCCCUUUGCCCCCUGUGCAGAGAUCAGAGCGCCGAUCCGGGGCCAGGCUCCCUGAGUCACCCUAGUUAGAGCCUCUGUCUGCCGAAUGCUAAAGGGCUGGGCUGUGGCUCCCGAGCCUCAUUUUCUAGAAGCUCCCCCCACCGGGGGCCAGCUGCCACACUGGGGGAUGGGAGCAUCGCUGUUCCCAGGCAGCCCGGACUUCCCACCGGCCUGCAGGGCCACCAGCCCGGGAUGAGGGGUCUUGCAGGAAUGGUCUCUGCCUGCCCCCCACAUGCCAUCUGUGCCCCCCCCCCCACUCUUCUCUCUUCACACCCUGGUUCAUUUCUUCUGCCUCUGGUGGGGGCAUAGGGCCGAAUGGAGAAUUGAUGGGUUGGGCUGACGACGAGCCCAGACCUGGAAAGCCACACACCCUGCUCCUCCUGGUCCCAAGACCGUGUGUUGUCCCCUCACCUCUACCCUUUGGGUCCUGAGACCUGGGUGCAGCCUUGUCACCAGGGGUUGUCAGGGCAUUUUCCACCUGCCUUGUUGGGGGACACACCAGGCCCCCCGGGGCCGACCACUGAGAAGGCGCUGGGGAAAGCCAUGCGACCAGCCGCUAGUGGGCUCCGUGUGCAGAAGGAAAGGCCAGGGCCCCCCUUGCUGUGUGUGAGGACAGGGCGAGGCGGGCCCCCGAGGAAGCAGAGGAAGCAGCUGAGCAGAUUAGCACCUUGCUUUGGGGGGAGGGCCCAGGAACUUGGCCUCCAGGGAGCCGGCCCCAGGAGAACCCAGAGCAAAAGUCACAGAGAAGACAGGGUGAGGACAGAGAAGACUUUGAGGGAGCGCCCACAGCCUGAAAUGAUGCGGCUCUGGGGUCUGGGCGUGGUGAGUGCGAGAGCCAGAGUGACCAGGGAGACUGGGAACGA